UCCGACAGCGCGGAGCCCGGGAUACGCGCUCCUGUGCAUGUGCGCGGCUUGACUGUGGUGCCGAUGCGCGUCUGAGCCGUCACGUCCAGCAACGAUGAAGCUGCUGCUCGCAGUGGUCCUGGUGGCAGCUGGAGCGAGCGCAGGUUCAUCGAAGCAGCAUAUCCCUGCUGCUUCGGGGGCUCGCGUCUUGCAGAAGCGUGCCUCUACAGGAUCACGAGCCACAGGCCCAGCGGGCGAGUGGUGGAAGGUUUGGUGGCAGAACUACAUACCAGAGGUCACCGACCCCACAGCAGUGCCACACCUGACAACGCCAACGCCUGAAGAAUACGGACCGGAGCCGAGGCCACAAGUACCUUCUGCACGACCUCCACCUUCGUUUCCUUCUCCACCUCCUGUGUCCAGACCACCACCCCCACCACCUCCUCCACGAAGACCCCCUCCUGGGCCUCCUCCAGUGGCGAGACCCCCACCACCGGGUCCACCUUAUCAGCCCCCAGCACCCUCGCCUAGGCCACCACCCCCACCACCUCCUCCACGAAGACCCCCUCCUGGGCCUCCUCCAGUGGCGAGACCCCCCCCCCCCGGUCCACCUUAUCAGCCACCAGCACCCGCGCCUAGACCACCACCCCAACGACCUUCCCCUCGGCCACCACCUGCAUACCAGCCCCCAGCACCACCUGUGGCCAGACCACCACCCCAAGUUCCCCCAGCACGACCACCACCGUCGUUUCCUCCUCCACCUCCUGUGGCCAGACCUCCGCCACCACCACCUCCUCCACCUAGACCCCCUCCAGGGCUUCCUCCGGUGGCGAGACCACCCCCGCCUGGUCCACCAUACCAACCACCAGCACCUGCGCCAAGGCCACCACCCCGGCGCCCCCCUGGACGACCGCCUCCAGCGUACACUCCUCCACCUCCUUCAGCUGGACCACCGCCUCAAGUUCCCUCGCCACGACCCCCACCUUCAUUUCCUCCUCCACCUCCUGUGGCGAGACCUCCCCCCCCAGGUCCACCUUAUCAGCCGCCAACACCCUCGCCUAGACCACCGCCUCAAGUUCCCUCGCCACGACCCCCACCUUCAUUUCCUCCUCCACCUCCUGUGGCCAGACCUCCACCCCCACCACCUCCUCCACGAAGACCCCCUCCUGGGCCUCCUCCAGUGCCGAGACCCCCACCACCGGGUCCACCUUAUCAGCCACCAGCACCCUCGCCUAGACCACCACCUCAAGUUCCCUCGCCACGGCCGCCACCUUCAUUUCCUCCUCCACCUCCUGUGGCCAGACCUCCACCCCCACCACCUCCUCCACGAAGACCCCCUCCUGGGCCUCCUCCAGUGCCGAGACCACCCCCCCCUGGUCCACCUUAUCAGCCACCAGCACCCUCGCCUAGACCACCCCCCCCUGGUCCACCUUAUCAGCCACCAGCACCCUCGCCUAGACCACCCCCCCCUGGUCCACCUUAUCAGCCACCAGCACCCUCUCCUAGACCACCCCCCCCUGGUCCACCUUAUCAGCCACCAGCACCCUCGCCUAGACCACCCCCCCCUGGUCCACCUUAUCAGCCACCAGCACCCUCGCCUAGACCACCACCCCAACGACCUUCCCCUCGGCCACCACCUGCAUACCAGCCCCCAGCGCCACCUGUGGUCAGACCACCACCUCCUCAAGCACCACCACCUUUCCCCAGACCACCACCACAAGUUCCCCCAGCACGACCACCACCAUCGUUUCCUCCUCCACCUCCUGUGGCCAGACCUCCACCGCCACCACCUCCUCCGCCCAGACCCCCUCCAGGGCUUCCUCCGGCGGCGAGACCACCUACCCAACGACCUUCCCCUCGGCCCCCACCAGCAUACCAGCCCCCAGCACCUCCUGUGGCCAGACCACCACCCCCACCACCUCCUCCACGAAGGCCCCCUCCAGGGCCUCCUCCAGUGGCGAGACCCCCACCACAAUUUCCCUCGCCACAACCCCCACCUUCAUUUCCACCUCCACCUCCUGUGGCCAGACCUCCACCACCACCACUUCCUCCGUCCAGACCCCCUCCUGGGCUUCCUCCAGUAGCUAGACCACCCCCCCCUGGUCCACCAUACCAACCACCAGCACCUGCACCUAGGCCACCACCACAAGUUCCCCCAGCACGACCACCACCAUCGUUUCCUCCUACACCUCCUGUGGCCAGACCUCCGUAA
Messenger RNA from Rhipicephalus sanguineus (brown dog tick), 2191 nucleotides. RefSeq names its product basic proline-rich protein. The record is from RefSeq and is a predicted model, not a curated record. Lineage: Eukaryota; Metazoa; Arthropoda; Arachnida; Ixodida; Ixodidae. Bases 95 to 2191 code for a protein of 698 amino acids. The transcript is spliced from 34 exons.